This is a messenger RNA of Henningerozyma blattae CBS 6284, 1410 nucleotides long. It is a transcript of the gene HAC1, whose product is annotated as transcription factor HAC1. Gene Ontology annotation, molecular function: DNA-binding transcription factor activity, RNA polymerase II-specific. Gene Ontology annotation, biological process: positive regulation of transcription by RNA polymerase II. Lineage: Eukaryota; Fungi; Ascomycota; Saccharomycetes; Saccharomycetales; Saccharomycetaceae. The record is from RefSeq and is a predicted model, not a curated record. The transcript has a single exon. Bases 1 to 1410 code for a protein of 469 amino acids.
AUGAAAUCAAACUCCUCCAUUACAAUCCCAUCUGAUUUUAAAUCAACAAUGCCUCCGCGUAAGAGAGCAAAGACUAAAGAAGAGAAAGAACAACGAAGAAUAGAACGAAUCUUGAGAAAUAGAAAAGCUGCUCAUCUUUCAAGAGAGAAAAAAAGAUUGCAUGUUCAAUAUUUGGAAACUCGUUGUAAUAUCAUGGAGAAAUUAUUGGACCAAUUCCCUGAUUUAGAUCAAACGUUCCAAAAUAAUUUGUAUGCACAAAACUUGUUAUACGAAUAUAGAUCCUUGAAUGAAGCGGAUUUCGUCCCCUCUGUAGAGUCCCUCAAUACUACUCAAAUUCAACAACCAACCACUGCACAGGAAUUGGAUGAUGAUUAUUCAGUAGAUGAUAAUAUCCAAAUCAAACAAGAAGAGCCAUCUAAUCAAGAUAUACAAACUCCAACAACAAACUCCACCCCAUUAACUCCAGCUACUUUGAAAUCUAGCAAAGAUAAAUCGUUAAAUUUCACUCCAACCACUUUACAAAGACCAAUCUUACAAUCUCAAAAGAUUGAACAACAUAUUCCUCAAAACCUCCCUCAAAUUCAUUCUCAAGCUCAUCCACCUCCACCUCCACCACUACCACUGCAUUCAAGCUCAAAUGACCCUUUGGAUUCAAUGGACCCUUUGGAGAAUAUCAGUAUUCCCAUUGGGUUCCAACACCAACAUCAACAAAGCAUAAUCAAAUUAGAAAAUCAAGAACAAGAUGGCAGAAUUCACAAUUCGAUUCAAUCGAUAAAUCAUACAAAACAUUUAAGCAUGAUGAUUCAUUUGAAUAGUAAUCAAUCGUUACCUGAUUUAACUUUCAAUCCAUCUUCAAUGUAUGAUAAUGAAAUAAUAAACCAUACUAAUAGCAGAGGAACACCAACACCCACCAUUUCUCCAACAAAUUCCACUUUUUCUAACAACAACAAUAAUGUCGUUUAUUAUCAGCAAUGUAAUCAAAUCAUUAAUGAUCAACAACACUUGUAUCUUUCUUCUAAUACUGAUUCUCCAACUUUAAAAGAAAUUUCUGAUUUAUACGAUCCUUCUGCUCCAAGGUUAUGGAGUUUACAAAUGUCUGACAAUAAUAAUACAAAUGUAAGUGAGUCCUCUCAAUUGAUGAAUCAAGUUCCACCAUCAUCAAUUCCUCCUUCUACCAACGGAGAUUAUAAUAAUAUCAAUUCCAUUUCAGAUUCAAGUAAUAUCUCUUCUCCAUCUUCCAUUUUAAGUAAAGCUUUUUUGAAACCAAACUCUACUAACGAAACUGCUUCUAAAUUUGUAAAACAACAAAACCCAUGGGUUUUAACAGAUGAUAUAGACAUGGCUUUGACUUCAAACAAUGUUUAUUUCGAUGAUUGGCGUAACAGUAAUUCAAAAGUUACCGCUUCAUAA